AAUCCUAGGGUUAUAUAAAAACCUUCCUCAUUCUUAUUUUAAUUCAACAUAAGCAUUUCGAAAAAUAUUUGAAAACUUGUUAAUUCAAAAUUAAAUGUUUCGAAAGUAUUUUUUGUGAACCUUCCUUCCCUAAAAUCAUUCCCUCUUCUCCUUGUUGCUUCCUGGGAGAAUUCAGCGAGACAAAUCAAAAGAAGACAGAAGAAAUAGAAGAGAUGGAAAGAAGCCCCGCAGCCCAGUUUACUUCUUGGUCCAUGUACAGCGCAGCAGCCCACCAACACCAGCGCUGCACAUCUGCUCCUCCUUCGUCGUACGGCAGUGCAUCCAGGCAUCCUCACAUCGCUGUCACGUCGAUGGGACGGCUGCUGCUUCUUCUGCCUUCCCUAUAAAAUUCCUCUUGCCUCCAAGCCUGCAACCCUAGCCUAUUGCCCCUCCUUUCUCUGCCGCCGCCGCUCUUGCUCUUGCUCUCUGCCUCUGCACCACCACGGCCACGCGCGCCUCCCUGCGGCUGCACUCCGUUCCGUCGGCCUCCUACCAAACGCUCCGGUUACCGUCCGAGCUGGUCGCCGCCAGCAGCGUAUCCAAGUUCUGCACCGCGCCUUCGUCUGCCCGCGUUCCCUUCGAGCCCCGACGCGCCGAUCUUCCUCUCUGCGUCCAGGCGCUGCUCCGCGCCGUCGCCAUGACCUCCAGGAUGUCGCUGACGUCCGUGUCGUCGUCCCCGACCUUGCAGCGGUGCGCCUCGUUUUCCAGAGCGCCGCCUGUGCUCUUCUCCGUGCCGUCCCUGCCGCCGUCGACCCGGACGUCCACGACCAUGUCCGCCUUCAGCAACUGCGAGUGCCUGGCUGUUUCUCUCGGUGUCUUUGUCGCCAACUCCCUCCGGUUUCUCCAGGACGUGGUGCUCCACUUCAUCCCCUUCACACAAGCCAGUAACGAACGCCGGUAUCCAAGCCACGGCAUGGCAAAGCGCAGAACGCCGUCGACGCCUCCGGCCGGCCGGCUCCGUCUGUUUCCGUCGCCCGACAGCGUCCCUACCUCUGCAUCCGCGUCGUGCAUGGGCAAGCCGGCUAAUGAGACAAGUCUCUGCCUUGUUCGCUCAAUUAAAUUGAGCAUUCCAAAUCGACGUGAUCUGAAGCCAGGCGUACUGCCGGGAUCAGUUCGUAGCCCCAGCGCAGCAGCACUUUGCUCCCUGUCAGCGCCUAGUCGCCCCUGCCCUCCGCAGGUCAGUGGCUACGGCUAGCCUCUCUUGUGUUACAAAAUUUCUGCACGUUUACUGUUUUCUGAAAUGCAUGAAUUGUGUAAUUCUUACCUAAAUCAUAUCUUUUAAACCGUAAAUCAAAACAGAAAGUGUUUUAUAUGUUUUUCAACCAGAAAAAUGUGUUGAACACUAAUAUGCCAUCCAUUCAUCUGUUUGCAUAUCGCAUCAUGUCACGCCUUGAUAGUUUGCGUAAUUCACCUCACAUAUAUGCGGAGUAUUUCGGAUAUCCACAUAUGGUUUCCCCGCUCCGUUUAAUAUUGAAGUAGCUCACCUUUGUCAUGUCUUACCAUGCUAAUCAACACUUAACUUUGACGGUAGAAAAUGCAACUUCAACCCUAAUUGUUUGUCCGGGUUCUGAUCCCGCUUAAUUUGGAUAAAUUGCAUCGCAUCAUCUUUGCCAUGUCAUGCAUAUCAUCUUGAUCAUGCUGGAUCUUCUUUAUCCGUA
Messenger RNA from Lolium perenne, 1697 nucleotides. The record is from RefSeq and is a predicted model, not a curated record. Lineage: Eukaryota; Viridiplantae; Streptophyta; Magnoliopsida; Poales; Poaceae.